AUUUGCAUUGGCUGGUGAGCUGCCGCCUCUUAAAAGGGCGGAAUGGCUUGUGGCCAAGGAAUUAGGCAAGCAAUGGCUUGUGAAUGAAGAACUGAGGAAAGAUUUGAUGGGCGAGAGCUCUGUUAAAUCGAGCUACAGUUUUAUUUAUUCCAAGUUUCGACAUCUAUUUAACAAAAUUAAUGUAAAUGUUACUUUUAGUAGACAUACUAAUUUUCGUGUGGAGAGUUCUUCUUUGGGAAGGUCCAAGUGUGAGUUUAGUAAAGAGCAACUUAAUAGCAUAUUCAGAUAUAAAUUUAGCAAAUGGGCUGAGGAAGGAUGUUAUCUGUUGGCUACGGAUGCAUCAGUGGUGAAUAAUGUUGUAGGUUUGGCUUUUUAUGACCCUCAGCAGAAAAUUUCGGAAAUGUUUAAGCUGGAUGGGAAAUAUUCAUCCACGUUUGGAGAGUUAGUGGCGAUUAGACAAGCAGUUAGCUUUUUACUUAAAAAAAACAUAAACAGGUGGGUCAUAGUCAGGGAUAGCCUAGCGGCGGUACGUUUGAUAGGAAAGAAGGCUUCUACAAAUUUUAUAGUUGCGUCCAUUCACAAUAUGAUUGCUAAGUCAAAUUGCGUCAGUGCCAUGUUGGUGUGGGUGCCUAGUCAUGUAGGUAUUGGAAUUAACGAAAAAGCAGAUCAUUUUGCAAGAGCUGCAGUUAGUGAGGGAUUACCCAUCGAAAUGGAUCUCACCUUGGGGGAGGCUGUAUGUAAAAUUCAAAGUGCUAUUUGGACUGAGUGGGAAGUGGAGUUUAGAGAAAUUAGUUGUACUAAAGGUAGUUUUUUUGCGGGUAAUAUCAGUGAUAUCAAAAGGCGUCCUUGGUUUACUGACAAAAAAUGUAAUUUUGGUGUUCAUGAUAUCAAAUUAGUUAACAGGUUGAUGAUGGGGCACACAUAUGGUAGGACGUUUCUAAGCAAAUUUCUAAGAGGUGUAAAUGAUUUGUGUGAUGUAUGUGGAAUCAGAGAGACUAGUGAUCACCUUAUUUUUCAGUGUAGUAAAUUUUCAGCCGCUAGAAGCACGUAUACCUUUUUUAACAAUUGUAAUAAUUUAAAAGAUUUUUUUAAUAAUUCUAAUUUGUAUCUAUUUAGUGAGCUAAUACACUUUCUACACAAGUUUUUCUGUUUCAAGUUGUAAGCCACCACUCUUGGUCUUCGUGGGAUCUUCCCUUCGCUGGACCUGCAUGUGUGGAUAUACGCUUACGACAAAGACGAAUUAGAACUUGCUAAAGUUGUUUGGACAACCUGGCCCCUGAGGUU
Messenger RNA from Rhagoletis zephyria (snowberry fruit fly), 1284 nucleotides. RefSeq lists its product as uncharacterized. NCBI's taxonomy places the organism in Eukaryota, Metazoa, Arthropoda, Insecta, Diptera, Tephritidae. The record is from RefSeq and is a predicted model, not a curated record. Gene Ontology annotation, molecular function: nucleic acid binding.